CCUUCCAAAGAAAUCAAAAUCAUUGCAGUUACCAUUGCCAGCGCAGCCUAAUCCGUUCUUCUUCAAAUCUUUAUCUGGUUUCCGGUUUUCGGUAUUCGAUUCGUGGCGGAAAUGGUGAAGGAGCCGGAGAUUAAGUUGUUCGGGAGGAAGAUUAAUGUUUCGCCGGAAAUCGGCGGCGCCGGGGAGUGUUCUGAGGGGGAGAGCGACGCCGGCGAGGAGUUUUCCGAUCAAAGUUCCGGUGUGAGCGCGGAGAAGAACGAUCGAGAGAGCGGUGAUGAGAACAAACCAGAUGCAGAAAAGCAUGGCGAUGCUCAAUCAGAAUCCGAAGAACAUCCAAAACCUCCCGCCAACAAAGCCGUCAUCGGAAACUCAUCGGAAAAUCAUCCGAAUUCCGAAAACAAGGCCAUCAAUGGACACAACAAGGCUCUAAAGAAGCCCGAAAAGAUCCUACCCUGCCCGCGCUGCAACAGUUUGGAUACAAAGUUCUGCUACUACAACAACUACAACGUUAACCAGCCUCGACACUUUUGUCGCAGCUGCCAGCGCUACUGGACAGCCGGAGGCGCGAUGCGCAACGUUCCGGUGGGAGCCGGCCGCCGCAAGACCAAGAAUCCCACGCCGCCGUCGCACUGCCACCAGAUCGCAAUCUCCGAAUCUCUCCAGGCCACCCGACUCGACUCCCCCACCGGAUUCCACCACCUGAGCUUCAAACCCACCGCCGCCUCCGUCCUCUCCUUCAGCCCCAACUCGCCGCUCUCCGGCGACCGUAAGAUCGACGGCAAAGUCCCCGAGAAGUCAGACCCAUGUCUCCCCGGAAUUCCAUGGCAUUUCCCCUCAGUCUCAGCUCCGGCCAUUUACUACCCAGCGCCUUAUCCUUGGAAUGUGCCGUGGCUGUCGAUGCUGCCUCCGGCGACAAAUCCGACGGGGUCGAGCUCCGAUUCCGGCUCCGGGUCUCCGCUCGGAAAGCAUUCGAGAAGCGGCGAACCGAUCAAAUCAAAGACAACUUCCGCAGAAAGCUCGAUCGUGGUUCCGAAAACUCUGCGGAUCGACGAUCCUGAGGAAGCUGCGAAGAGCCCGAUUUGGGACACCCUCGGAAUCAAAUUCGAUUACGACGCAUCGAGCCGGGAAGGCCUUUUCAAGGCGCUACAACCGAAGGAAAACGAGAAGAAACAAAUCGUCACGGUGUCGACGGUGAAUUUGAAUUCGCCGCUACUUCAGGCGAAUCCCGCCGCGCUGUCUCGAUCCAUUAGCUUCCGAGAAACUGCCUGAUCGUCAUCGUCGUUUCCCAUUUUACCGUCAGACCACAAACUUUUCUCGAAUGCUCGUCCUUACUAUUGCUUAUUAUCGAUCAUUAUUGCUCGAACUUAACUACGCUCGCCGGAUGUCUAUUUUCCGGCGAGUUUGAUUGUGAGACGGGCGCCCCGAAACCGAUGGUGAAAUCGUCGAUUUUCUUGUUCUUGUAACAUUUUGUGUUAUGUUCUAGAUCUCUCUUCAUGUUGUACAUAUUUGGUAGAAAACUACAUGGUAUUUUGUUGACAUGAAUAGGGUGAAUGAUUUGAAA
Molecule: messenger RNA, 1561 nt
Organism: Andrographis paniculata
Lineage: Eukaryota; Viridiplantae; Streptophyta; Magnoliopsida; Lamiales; Acanthaceae
Product: cyclic dof factor 1-like
Exons: 2
Coding region: 112-1269 (385 amino acids)
Biological process (GO): regulation of DNA-templated transcription
Molecular function (GO): DNA-binding transcription factor activity; DNA binding
Source: RefSeq, a predicted model, not a curated record